AACUUGUUUCAUCAAAAUGCACACUUCUUCGUUCCAUGCGAUAGUUUAGGAGAAAUUGCGGUGAAAACGGUCUUCCCGUGUUAAAGGUACCAUCGAUUAACUUUGAAAGACGCUCUGUUUAUGCAGCCAAUAAAUGGCCAAUCAAUUGAUACAAAAUGAAUUCCGUGUUGUGGUCGAAAAUGUGCUGAAUCGAUGGACGGCACUCCGGCUCGCCGUGGAGCACGGGAUGGGAGGUCCAUUGGGUCUGAAUACGGCAAUAGAACUUAUUGAUUACGUGACAUCGUACUGCACAGAGAACAAAAAUGUUGAUUCAAUCGAUUUACGGGAAGUGCUGGAAGAAAUAAUGGAUCAAGAAUUUGAGACUAUCUGUGAGGAUGAUUCUACUCACGAAAUCAGCAACCUCCUGAUGAAAUACUUGGGGAAGCUGAAGGAAGGCAAAUUAGACGAAGUGCAUGCUGAACUAAACUUGAUGACUCCUUGCGAAAAAUGGAUCAUAAGUGGAGCUAAAAUCAAAUACAAGCAGAUGGACGACAGUAGCGAGAGUGAAGACGAAGAAGCGAAUCAGGAGGACAUGGAAGUGGAACCAACUCCAGCGUUGAGCAGCUCAGCGGUCAAUCCGAGUACCGGAGGUUCGAGCACAAAUUUUAUUGAAGAGAGCAUAGAUCCUGGAUGGAUACCUGUGAAAGGUAGGCGUCGUAGGUAAUACCAAUGUUACGAUGAAACAAUCGAAUAUAUAAAUGCUUUGUAUAUAAUAAAUCGGAUGGA
This is a messenger RNA of Anopheles coustani, 765 nucleotides long. RefSeq lists its product as uncharacterized. The transcript is spliced from 3 exons. NCBI's taxonomy places the organism in Eukaryota, Metazoa, Arthropoda, Insecta, Diptera, Culicidae. Gene Ontology annotation, biological process: maturation of SSU-rRNA from tricistronic rRNA transcript (SSU-rRNA, 5.8S rRNA, LSU-rRNA). The record is from RefSeq and is a predicted model, not a curated record. Bases 134 to 703 code for a protein of 189 amino acids. Gene Ontology annotation, cellular component: nucleus.